GUUUGUAGAACAAUUACAGUUGACAGCCCGCGGUCUGUGCUGGCUACCUGUUACACAGCCUGUUCAGUCGUCUUCAACAUUACGGCGUCUACUGUGACGCGAAUCCCAUUCCGGAUUUUCUCUCCGUCCAGGUUUUGCUCCGGAUUUUAACAAGGUCCGUCAGAGCAAAACUGUCGUCUGCUACCGACGCAGCAGAAGCGGGCAGCUGAUCGGAGGGCUCGUACACUUCCCAAAGUAACAGAAGUGGAUUUAGUAGCUUUGAAACAAUACUUAUGCUGAUGAGUUUUGGAUGUAAACGAAACAGUGCACUGGACUAAAGCUCUCCAUCAACAACACGACCGCAAUGUGGGGCCUGCUUCAAAGUGCUGUGAUUCUCUGUGUUGUGGCUACAGGAAACGGACAAGCGUGUUUUCCAUGCAACGACGGUGAAUUUCAGUGUGACAACUGCCGGUGUAUAUUGGAUACCUACCUCUGCGACCACGACAACGACUGCGGCGACAACUCAGACGAGAAGAGUAAUUGCACAUACCCGGGGUGUUCAGGUUUUGAGUUCAGCUGCAGGAACCAGCGUUGUGUGUCCCAGAAAUGGGUGUGUGAUGGUAGCGAUGACUGCGGAGACGGUUCGGAUGAGCUCAACUGUGAUAAAUACGCCUGCCUUCCCCAGGAGUGGGCAUGUCCUUCCAGUGGUUAUUGCAUCCUUAUAUCCGAUGUCUGUGACAACACUGACGACUGCAGCGCCGGGGACGAUGAGGUGGAGGGUUGUAGCUCAUCAAGUUGUACCCAGCUGUCAUGUGAUCAUGCCUGUCGCCCCAGCCCCUCAGGCGGCACGUGCUACUGUAAUGCGGGAUUUACCAUCGACCCCACGGACAACAGAACAUGCAUUGAUUUUGACGAGUGUUCAACCUGGGGGUUCUGCGACCAGGGCUGUGUGAACACCAUUGGUUCCUACAGCUGCAGCUGUGACGCCGGCUACACCCUCUCCUCCGACAACAUCUGUACAGCCAACGAUGGCGGCACGAUGAACAUUGUAUUGUCGACGGGCAAGAGUGUGAUUACGAUGGAUCGAGAUGGUCAGAACGUGGUGGAGCGUAUGACGGCGUCCGUGUCGGACCUGGACGUCAGUGUACACAACAACCUCAUCUUCUACAUCAACUCCACUGACAAGAAGGUGUACCAGGUGAACAUCAAUGGCAAUUCAGGUCGGCGACUGCUGCCGACGCAAGGCGUAUCCAACCCUCAAGCCAUCGCCUACGACUGGAUAGGCAACAACCUCUACAUGGCCGAGAGGGACAGCGCCAGGAUUGACCUAUUUUCCCUCAGCAAUGACAAACAACGUAACAUCAUAUCAAAUGAGCUCAAGUGGCCAGCAUCUAUUGCCCUUGAUCCAGUGAAAGGGUACAUGUUUUUUACAGACAUGGGUACCACGGACACUCCCAACUCCGCCAAGAUAGAGCGGGCGUACAUGGACGGCAGUCACAGGAUGGUGUUCCAUCUGACCAAAAUCCGGGCUCCUCGUUCCCUCGCUGUCGACCUCGCUGCUGAGCGGGUGUAUUGGAUAGACACCCAUCUGGAUCAUCUGGAAACUGUGGACUACAAUGGACUGGACAGGCACACAGUGAUACGGGGCGGGUUAAACAUCCCUGCAGGAUCCAGCCUCGCGGUGUUUGAGAACCAAGUCUACUGGUCAGACAUCACCAAGAUGGGGCUACUACACUGUAGCAAGUCGAACGGACAGAAGACCAUCACACAGAUCUACAAGGAUGGUGGGGUCAAGCCGACCAGCGUAAAGGUCUUCCAUCAAACCGUGCAGCCGAUGCAGAAACGAACAAACCCUUGUGCGUCUGGACCUUGCAGCCACAUCUGCGUCGUCACCCACACCACCGACAACGCCGACCUCGGUUACCGCUGCAUGUGUAACGCAGGUUUUACAUUGGAGAAGAACCGCGUCAACUGCACAAAGGUGACACAGUUUAUCCUGUUCGCCUCCAUGCAGUCUGUACGUGGAAUUCCCCUUGAAGAGCCCACAUCUUACGCCACAGACAACAUUCCACAAAUCACGGGCCACCGUCGGGGUCGCAUGGGCAUGAACUACGUGGCUGUGGACUAUGAUGCUGAGAAUGAAACUGUGUACUUCUCUGACGUUCGUAACAGAGUCAUAUACCAGGCACAGGUCGGCCAGUCAGAGGCCACCCCUCUCGUGGUCAAUCAUAUACGUUCCGUGGAGGGCAUGUCGAUUGACUGGAUCGCCAAGAACCUCUACUACACCGACUAUGCGCGCAGCUCCAUCUCCGUCGUCCGACUGCGCAACCCUGGUGACCGCAGGGACAUCAUCGAGGACCUCGGAAAUCCACGAUCUGUUGUCGUUCAUCCUUUAAAGGGCUGGCUGUUCUUCACCGACUGGCUGCGGAACUCCAUGCAGACCCCCUACAUUGCCAGAGCCUACAGUGACGGCAGCAACGUCACCAAGAUUCGGGAACAUGAGCUUGGCUGGCCCAACGGCCUCUGCAUAGACUUUGCCGCCAACCGACUGUACUGGGUGGACGCUUUCUUUGACAGAAUUCAGCACUCCGAUUUCUCUGGAAACGAUCUUCAGACCCUUACAGGGCACUCUAUCACUCACCCAUUUGGAAUAGCCAUAUAUAAAGAUUACAUCUACUACACUGACUGGCGCCUGGAAGCCAUUGUGAGGAUCAACAAACGUGGUGGUCAGGAAACCAAGAUCCGCUCCGGGGUGGGCAAACUGAUGGGCAUCAGAGUAUAUGACCACGACCUCCAGCCAGCCUCAAGUCAGAACCCAUGCAUCCGGAGGAACGGUGACUGUUCCCACUUCUGUUUCCCUGUGCCUAUAUCUGGAGGUCUGGUGAGGGUGGGGCGCCACUGCGACUGUCCCUACGGAAUGAAGCUUGGUGACAACCAACGCACCUGCGCCAUCAACCCUGACGAGCCCAACCCCACCAGCUGCCAACAUGGGUUGUACCAAUGCGACAACGGCCGCUGUAUCCCCCGGGGCUACAAGUGUGAUGGAGACAACGACUGUCUGGAUAACUCAGAUGAACAAAACUGUCCAGUUGAGACAACAUGUCCCACCAACCGCUUCCGCUGUGAUAACAGCCGCUGCAUCAGCCGAGUGUGGGCGUGCGAUGGCGACAACGACUGCGGGGAUAUGUCUGACGAAAAGAAUUGUCCGGACAAGACAUGCAACCCCCUCGAGUUCCACUGUAACAACUCCUUGUGUAUCUCACGUCGGCUUGUGUGCGACACCGACAACGACUGCGGAGACGGCUCUGAUGAGGGAAAUUUUUGUGAAACACACACCUGUCCCGUUGGAUACUUCAAAUGCAAUGACAAACGGUGCAUCCCGGAGUCGCGCGUCUGCAACGGCGGCAGCGACUGCUUCGACGGCAGCGACGAAGUUGGCUGCCCGCCCCUCAACUGCACGGGAUCUCGGUGGACCUGUAAGACCAUCCGCCAGUGCGUCCUCAGAAAGUACCGGUGUGACGGCGUGGCUGACUGUCAGGAUGAGAGUGAUGAACACGAAUGUCCCACGCGGCCACCGGAAGGCUGCCACUCUGACGAGCUCAAGUGCGGUGUGGGCGGCUGCAUCCCCAACAAAUGGAAGUGUGAUGGACAGGAGGACUGCGAGGACGGUACAGACGAACCUGACACGUGUCCAACACCAACCUGUUUCGCAAACCGAUUCCGCUGUAACAACGGACGCUGCAUCUUCAAGGGCUGGGUCUGCGAUGGCGAUGACGACUGCGGAGACAACUCGGAUGAAGAUCAAGAAAUGACAUGUCCCCCACCCCCCUUCUCCUGCCCUGGUCAGUGGGAGUGUCCAGGGAAUGUCCGCAAGUGUAUCAAUAUAACCCAAGUGUGUGAUAAACGGGAGGACUGCCCUGGCGGACACGACGAAAGCCCUGUCUGUAAUUCUGAAAGUUGUCGCUUCAAAAACGGAGGGUGUAGUCACCGAUGUAUCCAGACGCCACGGGGGGCGGAGUGCAGGUGCCCCACCGGUCAAGAGCUCAAUGAUACCAAAGUCUGUAUAGACACGGACGAGUGCGCUGUGCCGGGUGCGUGCAGUCAGCAGUGCACGAACACCAAGGGUUCGUUCAAGUGCUCGUGCGGGCCCUACUACGACCUGAUGCCGGACGGAGUCCACUGCCAGGCCAACCGAAAUUCCAGCCUCCUCUACAUCAUGGUGGCGACUCAGCAGUCUCUUGUGCGGUCUACGCUCAAUGCCAAGGUGUACAGUGACCUCCCGGUGCCUGGACUGAGAUCGCUCUCCGGCUUAGACAUCGAUGUCUGGAAUGACUACAUCUACUUCUCUGACACGGGACUCAAGAAAAUAUUCAGGACUACCUAUAAUGGGACAAAUCUAACUGAGAUCGUGACGACGGGAAUCGACGUUGUCGAGGACAUAGCCGUCGACUGGGUGGCGGGGAACUUGUACUGGACGGACUACAGGAUGGAGACGGUCGAGGUAUCCCGGGUGGAUGGCACAAACAGGGUGGUCCUCUUCAGCGAGAAUAUCACGAACCCCCGGGGCAUAGAGGUCGACCCCAGAGACGGCAUCCGGCUUCUAUUCUGGUCCGACUGGGGGCAAAAUCCAAGCAUUCAACGAUCUGGUCUGGAUGGCAGCAACCGCGAGGUGAUCGUUUCCACAAACGUCUACUGGCCUAACGCUCUCACACUGGACUACCCCAACCAGCAAAUCUACUUCGCAGAUGCCCGGAUGGACUUCAUCGAUGUGUGUAACUACGACGGUUCUGAAAGGAGGAAAGUGUUCUCCAAUGACCACUUUCUACGUCAUCCCCACGCAAUCACCAUCCUUGAAGACUGGAUCUACUGGACAGACCGCGCGGCCAGUCGCGUGUCGCGCUGCAACAAGUUCGACUGUUCCAACAGAACGGUGGAAGCCGCCAGUCUGAACCGACCUCUCGGCAUCGUGUCCUAUCAUCAGUCUCGCCAACCCAAACUCAUAGGCUACCCACCUGAUGUGAAAGCAGUAACCAACCCGUGUGCCAAACAACCCUGCAGCCACCUGUGUCUUCUGUCCCCCGACCCAAGCCCCGGGUACACGUGCACCUGCCCUGUCGACAUGAAGCUGGAUGCGUCCAACACCAACUGUGUUGAAGCCCAUGACGAUGUUCUUCUGUACAUGACCAACACGCAGCUUGCAGGAAUAAACCUGGCAGAGAAAGAGGACGCGGCAUUUGUCCCCAUCAGUGCCAUUGCUAGAGGUCUUGACUUCGACUAUGACAGCGAAAACAAAUUCGUCUACUAUGUCCAGUCAAAGGUUGGUAGUAUUAACCGUAUCCGCCUGAACGGCAUGAACGAGUCCACGUUUGUCCCUGCUGCUGUGGAGGGCUACCCAAACGCCAUUGUGGUCGACUGGAUCUCUCGCAACCUGUACUGGGCCAACAUGGCGGCCGGAUACAUCGAGGUGAUGAAGAUGGACGGCGACCAGCACUACCGGAAGAUCAUCCUCAGCAACACCGGCAAGGCAACUGACUGUGCCAGACCCUUCUCUCUCGCCGCGGAUCCCAUAAAGGGCAAACUGUACUGGUCGGAUCAAGGCACUGACGGAAUACAGAUGAAGAUAGCAGUGAUGAACAUGGACGGCUCCAACCCCACCAUCCUCGUCAACAGUGGUCUCCGGAAGCCAGAGUACAUAGCCCUGGAUACUAAGAAUGACAUGCUGUACUGGUCGGACCCUUUCUACCAGAGGAUAAGCCGCCACUCCCUGAGAAGCGGCUCUCGGUCCCAAGCAGUGGAGAACCUGGGCCAGCCAAGCGGCCUUGCGGUGUACAACAGCAUCCUCUACUUUGCCGACACCUCCUACGAGAGGAUCUACUCCGCCCCUCUCUCCGACCUCGACAACCCCCGGGCCCUCCGCAACAACCUGGAGUCGCUAGGAGCAGUUCGGGUUUACCAUGACAGGCAUAGUAAAGGUGGUCACACUGGUUGUAAGACCAACUACGGCAACUGUGAGCAACUGUGUCUCCCCAGCGGGCCAGCAGGCCAAGCGGUGUGUCAGUGCUCAACCGGCUUCAUUAGGCAGAAGAAUGGCUCGUGCGGCAGUGUGGACUCCUUCGUCGUGGUGUCCCAGUACAGCAGGAUACGAGGGUUUGGUCUGACCGGAGGCGACCACAGCGAGACCAUGAUGCCAAUAGCAGGAACAGGCCGUGCAGCGAGCCAGGUUGACGUGUACAUGGCAGGGAAGUUCAUCUACUGGGCAGACGCUGCGCCACCGGGCAAGAGCGCCAAACGAGGCGGUGUCAGGCGGAUAAAAACUGACGGAUCUGGAAUGGAGGACGUUAUCAAUUCCGGAAUUGGUAGUGGAGGAAUCCAUGGUGUUUCGGUGGACUGGAUUGCCCAAAACAUAUACUUCACCAACGCUUUUGCUGUUGAAACCUUCAUCGAAGUAUCUCGACUUAAUGGCUCCCACCGACGAGUCAUCGUCAAAUCUCAGCACGGAUCUCCCAGAGCUAUCGUCGUCAACCCCAUCAAGAGGUAUCUGUAUUGGGCGGACUAUGGCCAGCAACCCAAGAUAGAACGCUCCAGAUUGGACGGCAGUAACAGAACAGCCAUCGUGACGAACGGCAUCAGCUUCCCCCGCGACCUGGCCAUCGACUACAAGACUCACAACCUGUACUGGGUUGACUCCGUCAUCGACGCCAUACAGAGUGUUUCCUUCAGCGGAGGAAACAGACAGACUGUCCGUCUGAAUCUCCCCAAACCAUAUGGCCUGGCUUUGUACGGAAACUAUAUUUACUGGGUGGACAAAAACCUGAAAGAGCUAUACAGAGUAUCCAAUACCGGCGAUCAAUCCCAGAAAGCGGAAGUCAUCAAGUCCAAUUUGCUGAAUGUGCGAGACGUAGCCAUAUUUGACAAGUCCAGCCAGCCCGCUGGAACCAGUCCGUGUACUAAGAACAAUGGAGGCUGCCAGCAGCUGUGUUUCGCCAUGCCAGGGGAGACCACUCCCACAUGUUCCUGCUCGGCGGGGCAGUUGGCUACAGAUGGGAAGACAUGUGAAGCUUUGACUGAGUUCCUGAUCCUGGCCGCGGAGACGGAGAUCCGCGGCUUGUCCCUCAAUCCCGAUGACGGCACCCUCCCCAUCCCCACCAUCACGGGGCUGAAGGGGGCGGUGGCUGUCGACUUCGACGUCAAAGAAAACUACAUCUACUUCAGUCAGGUUGGGGAAAAGAAGAUCAGCAGAGUUAUCAAGGGAGAGACUGUCGUGGAGGAUCUCGUAGCCAAGUCAAACCUAUCUGAGUUUGGGCCCACAAAUGACAUCACGUCUGUUGAGGGAAUAGCGUUUGACUGGGUGUCCAAGAAGAUCUACUGGGCUGACCUAUUCAAGAGUAAGAUCUACAGCAUGAACCUCGACCACAGCAACAAGGUGGCACUAGCAUCGGUCAGCAGCCCCCGGGCUCUAGCCAUCGACCCCUGCCGAGGAUAUCUGUACUGGUCGGACUGGGGCCGGAGCCCAAAGAUCGAGCGCGCAACGAUGGCAGGGAACCAGCGUACCGCCAUCGUCACCACGGACCUGGGCUGGCCCAACGGCCUCGCCAUCGACUACGACCAGCAGAUGAUAUACUGGGCAGAUGCCAUGAAAGACAGGGUUGAAAGAGCGAAUACUGAUGGAAAUUAUCGUGAAGUCGUCAUAGAAACCACAGUGCAUCCAUUCUCCAUGACCAUAUUUGGGGAUCACAUUUACUGGACAGAUUGGACGUUGCGCGGUGUGUUCCGAGCUAACAAGUUCACGGGGUCGAACAUGCAGGUGAUAAUCCAGGGUCUCUCCACGCGGCCUAUGGGACUCACCGUGUAUGCAGCAGACAGACAGAAAUGUAACACCAACCCUUGUGACGUCUUCAACGGUGGCUGCAGUCACAGCUGUCACCCCGCCCCUGGAGAUAAGGCCGAAUGUGCUUGUAAUGACGGCCUUGACCUUAAAGUUGGAAAUGGAGGAAAGAUGUGCGUCCCAAAAAGCAACAAUUGUUCCGAAAACGAGUUUGUCUGUGAAAAUGGGCGUUGUUUGAUUCACCGCUGGGUGUGCGACAUGGACAACGAUUGUCAGGAUAAGUCAGAUGAAGAUCCAAACUUGUGUGCUCUUCAUACAUGUGACCCGACAUACUUCCGGUGUAACAACGGCAGAUGCAUCCCUCUCAGGUACAGAUGUGACUUUGACAACGACUGCAGAGACAACUCUGAUGAACUUGACUGCCCAUACCCUACAUGUGGCACUGAGGAGUUCAGCUGCCAGAACUCCCGCUGCAUCAGCCUCACCCAGAAGUGCGACGGCGUCGACAACUGUAGGGAUGGGAAUAAAACAGACGAGACUGAUUGUCCUCCGCGUUCCUGUCCAACCGGACAGGUGAAGUGCCCCACCACCAACAUCUGCAUCGUCCGUCGAUACAUGUGUGACGGCGACAACGACUGCGGCGACAACUCGGACGAGAACCCUCUCUUCUGUCAGCAGGUUACAUGCUCUUCUGGAGAUUUCUACUGCGACAAGUCUCACAAGUGUAUCCCGGGCACUUGGCACUGCGACGGGGACGACGAUUGCGGCUUCGGAGAGGAUGAGUCCGACUACUGUAGUUACAACAACCGGACGUGUUUCGGCAACCAAUUCACCUGUGACAACGGUCGGUGUAUCUCCAUGAGAUGGGUGUGCGACGGCGCCGACGACUGCGGGGAUAAGUCAGAUGAAGCAGCCACCCUCAACUGUUCUGAGCGUACCUGCCCUCCCGACACGUUCACAUGCGAGUCUAACAAACAGGUGGGCACCUACCCAUGCCUUGACCGGAGGCGCGUCUGUGAUGGCAUCCGCAACUGUCAUGGCGGCGAAGAUGAGGCUCAGACGUGUCCGCCGCGGUCAUGUCGACCCACACAGUUCCAGUGCGCCAACGGGUUGUGCGUGUCCCAGAGGUUCAAGUGUGACCAUGACAACGACUGUGGGGACAACUCCGACGAGCCUGACGACUGCGACUACUCGACAUGCAAUGGUAACCAGUUCACGUGCUCCAACCAGCGGUGUGUGCCGCACAGAUGGGUCUGCGACGGCGACGACGACUGCAGAGACAACUCCGACGAGAAGGAGGACCUAUGCUUGACACCAGAGCCAACGUGCCCAGGCAAUCAGUUCCGGUGUGAGAACGGCAACUGUAUCAACUAUCAACACGUGUGUAACAAGAACCCCGACUGCGGCGACAACUCGGAUGAAUCACACUGUAAUGUGAAUGAGUGUGACAGGAAUGAUAAUGUCCCACGAUGUGACCACACGUGUGUGGACACGCUGACCAGCUUCACCUGCGAGUGUAACGCCGGCUACAGGCUCAUGUCCGACCGGAAGGGCUGCAGAGAUAUCGACGAGUGUGUGGAGAAGCAAGGCGCCUGCAGUCAGCUGUGCGAGAACACACAGGGCAGCUACAUCUGCAAGUGCGCUGAAGGCUACCAGAAACUGGCCGACGGCAGGACCUGCAAGAAGACCGACAAUAUAACACCCUGGCUGAUAUUUGCCAACCGUUACUACAUCCGGGAACUGUCAAUAGAGGGAGACAACUACCGACGGGUCACACAAGGCUACCAGAACAUAGUUGCUCUUGACUUCGACUACAGCGAUGACCGUCUCUACUUCUCCGAUGUUAAGGCACACAGAAUCUACCGCAUGUACCUGAACGGCACAGGCACUGACACAGUAUUGAGGCAUAAUGUUCCCAGUGCGGAGGGCAUAGCGAUUGACUGGAUCGGAAGGAAACUUUACUGGCUGGACGGCAAGAACAUAGAGAUCUUCGUGUCAGAACUGAACGGCACAAACCGCCGCAGUCUUCUGAAGAGAGGCUUGGAACGUCCAAGAGCCCUGAUUGUGGAUCCGUUUGGCGGAUACAUGUACUGGACCGACUGGGGAGCAAAGCCGUAUAUAGGUCGUAUGGGUUUGGAUGGCCAGAACCUCUCCCUCAGCUAUAUUACGGAGAAGAUGGGCUGGCCUAACGCCCUUGCCAUCGACUACGACAUGAACAGACUCUGGUGGGCUGACGCCCAUUUAGAUAUCAUAGAAUCCAUCAACCUUGACGGCACGAACCGACAAACGGUAAUAGAAGGGGUGCCCCACCCAUUCGCCAUGACCAUCUUCGAGGAGACCAUGUACUGGACGGACUGGAAUCAUCUCACCAUCGAGUAUGCCAACAAGUUGACCGGCGCCAACCACACGGUGCUGCGGAAUAUCACACACCGACCUAUGGACAUCCAUAUAUACCAUCCGCUCAGGCAGAAACCUGCUCCCAACCCCUGUGGAACAGACAACGGCGGAUGUUCUCAUCUGUGUCUGAUAGCUCCCGGCGGAAGUGAAUACACCUGCUCAUGCCCAGACGACUUCCUGAUGUCCCAGGACGGCAAGACGUGCCAGGCCAACUGCAGCAACACCCAGUUCCGGUGCGGGGCCACCGACGACCGCUGUGUGCCUCUGCUGUGGAAGUGUGACGGCGAGGAGGACUGUAAGGAUGGCGCGGACGAACCAGAGGACUGCCCGGUUAGCCACUGUCCAGUUGGUCAGUUCCAGUGCCGGAACCUCAACUGCACCUACUCCUUCAGAGUGUGUGACCUCCACGACGACUGCGGCGAUGGCUCUGACGAAGACAGCUGCAACAGCCGACUUUGUGAAACAUGGCAAUUGAAGUGCGGCAACAACAAAUGCAUUCCGCGACGCUGGGGCUGCGAUGGAGACGACGACUGCGGCGACGGCUCUGACGAAACUUCCUGUGGAAAUCAUACAUGUGGGACGAACCAAUUCCAGUGUGAGAACGGACGAUGCAUUCCGUCUUCCUGGCAGUGCGACUACGACGACGACUGUGGCGACAAUUCGGACGAAAAGAAGGAAUUCCUUUGUGAGAGUCGUGCGUGUCCCAUCGGAUGGUGGCGGUGUAAGACCAACUAUCGCUGUGUGCCCAACAUUGCCCGUUGCGACGGCGACGACGACUGCCGUGACAACUCCGACGAGCUUGAGGAGAACUGUCCCGUGUGCCAUCCAACUGGCGACUACCAGUGUAAAAACAAACGUUGCAUACCCAAGCGUUGGCUGUGCGACUUUGACAACGACUGUGGUGAUAACUCGGAUGAAGGCAGAGAAAACUGCCAGAGCAAAUACAGGAAGUGCUCCGAGUCCGAGUUCCGCUGUGACAACCAGAAGUGCGUGCAGGGACAGUGGAAGUGUGACCAUGACAACGACUGCGGGGACGGAUCAGACGAGGACCCUAAAAUAUGCACAGACACCCACGUGUGCGCGGACAACAAGUUCACUUGCUCAGAUGGGUACUGCACGAGCCUGGAGACGGUGUGUGACGGACGCCGGGACUGCAAGGACACCUCGGACGAAUUCAACUGCACCGCCAGAUUCCCCAGUGGCCGCUUCUGCCCCGACAACAAGUUCCAGUGUAGCAACCAUAUAUGCGUUCCUACAAGCUGGCAGUGUGACGGAGACGACGACUGCGGUGACAACAGCGACGAGGUGGCGGAAGUCUGUAAAAACAUGGAGUGUUCUGAAGACAAGUUCCGAUGCGACAAUUUCAAGUGUAUUCCACGAUGGCGGCUGUGCGAUGGCGUAAACAACUGCGGGGACCAGUCAGACGAAAGGUCAAACCUGUGUACUGUAAAGACAACCAUCUGUGCAUCAAAUCAGUUCAAGUGCCGCAAUUCGAAAUGCCUGGAUGCUGAUAAGGUCUGUGACAAUGUGGACGACUGUGGAGACGUCUCAGAUGAAGAGGGAUGUCACAAGGACGUCGGUGUCAGGGACUGCUCAACUACCAACGGCGGCUGCGAACACAACUGCACCAACUUGUCCGAGGGAGGCUACUACUGUAGCUGCCGAAAAGGCUACAAGAUCGCCACCUACGACAGAAAGACGUGUGAAGAUAUUAACGAGUGUGCCGGGUGGGGCAACAGUUGUCCCCAGCUCUGCCAGAACAUCAAGGGCACCCACAAAUGUCAAUGUGCUGAUGGCUUCGUCGACACCAACAGAAAAGGCACGCUGUGCAAGUCCAAAGAGAGAAACGCAGUCCUGUUGUUUGCCAUGGGAUCCGAGAUCCGCCAGUACCGCACCAGCACCAAGGAGUAUACUGACGCGGUGGUGGCUGGACAACGGAUCCAUGCCCUGGACGUGGACCCCGCCUGGCAGCUCCUGUACUGGACGGACACGUCACAACGCAGCAUACAGCGGGCAGCCAUGCCGAAAGAGGCCACGAUGCAGGGGUUCGCUCAGAGCCUGGAAAUAUCCGGGUUACAACAACCGGAGGGUCUGGCAGUAGACUGGGUAACAAAGAACAUAUUCUGGACGGACUCCGUGAAGAAGACUGUGUCAGUUGCCAAGUCUGAUGGCAGAUAUCAGAGGACUAUCGUGAGCAAGAACCUGCACAGUCCCACAGCGAUAACUGUGAAUCCUAGACUCGGGUUUCUCUACUGGACAGAUGUAAGUGGAACCCAUCCCAAGAUUGAACGUGCAUGGACAACUGGAGACAAGCGAUCUGUACUGGUUUCAACAAAACUAGGCAGGCCCACCAGCAUUGCAAUCGACUUCUUCAUGGGCGACCGCGUAUACUGGUGUGACGCUAAGGAGAACGUCAUUGAGUCCAUGAAGGCAGAUGGUUCCGACAGGGUGGUGGUCACAGCCAAGAAUCUGUUGAAUCCAGUGAGUCUGGACGUGUUUGAAGGUCGCCUGUUUGUUGUGGUUCAGCAGUCAGGACAGAUCAUCUCCAUGAACAAGCUGGGCCUAGGGGAUAACAGGACCCUCCAGACAGGCCUGGUGCUACCAACAGGCAUCAAGAUAUACCACUACAACAGAUAUGAUCUCACGAUUAAGAACGCUUGUGCAAAAGCCACGUGCAGCCACCUGUGUCUCCCCGUGCCAAGCGGAUUCCGAUGUGCCUGUCCUGACGGCACCAGCUUUGCUGAUCCAAGUGAAACAAUUUGUGAUGCAGCUAAAGAAGUCGAGAUCCCUAUACCCGAGGGCUGCAAGUGUCGGAACGGUGGAGCCUGUGUUAAAGUGGCUGACAACGAUACCUACAACUGUGACUGUAUAGCAGGGUUUUAUGGACAAUAUUGUGAAAAUAUACAGCCACAACACCUUUCCCAGGAUGAUACAAGUACAGCUGCCAUUGUGGUGCCGAUAGUGCUGGUGACCAUCAUCAUCGUCCUCGUCGUCGUCAUACUAUUGGUAGUUCGGAGGAGAGGAUAUGGUUUUAACUUUAAAAAGAUCCUAUCAAAGACGCCCUCGUCCGACCCUGAGAACAAGCCCCAAGGCGUGGUGUCCUACCACGACGGGAAGCUGGGCAUGCCCGGAAUAACAUACGACCUCCCCGGGGCCACAGGCUUGAAUGCUGAGUCGUCGACAGACCCCGUUGCAAGUAUAAACGACCCUACCUCUCCGACCAACUUUUGUAACCCCAUGUAUGACAGUCUACACGUCCAGGAGACGAUAUCCAUACCCCAUUCAUCUCAUGAACCACCAAAACAAGCAUCGGAUGUGAUUGACGCCUUCCAUUCGGACAAAAAACAUUAUAACGGAAGUGCUGACAUCCGGCCCCCUCCCCGGGCAUUAGACCCGACGGAAGACGUGGAACAUGACACGGCUGGACUUGUUACCCAGGGAGACCUAGAGUGACCCCGACCCCUAGGCAGAUAGACAGAGGUACUGUUGAGAAACUGCACAUCUUCUGCCAAGAUUUGUCUUCCAAGGAACAUGGAGGAGAUAUGGAGAUUUGAACUGGCAUGUCUAGGAGUGAGUGAGUGUGUUAAUUUCAGCCAUUUAAGGACGUGAACUAAUUACACAUUCAUAACAUCAGGCACAGUCAGACAGUGUUGUAAAUAUCAGAUUAAAUAUACUACUCAAAAGAAGUUAAGGUACACCCGAUUCUUUCACAGUACUAUACUUUAGUUAAUCUGUUAUGUCUGAGGGGGUUUAUUGUGGUUUGAAACCUCUGAUUGACCAAUCAAACUCGAUUAUUUUCCACAUUCAUGGUAGUAGAAUGGACCUUACGCUUGCAGUGCCUCGGCAAAUGUUUUCAGCAUUGUAACGUUUUGAUAACGUUUGUAACUGUGUGAACAAAUCUAACGUUGAAGUGUAUGACAGAUUAACCGUAGAAAUAUGAAAGAAUCGGGUGUUCUGUAACGUUUUUGAGUGGUAUAUGUUCCAAGAUAGAUGAAGGCAUUUUAACAUGCAUGUCUUGAAAGGAUCAUGUUUCAAAAUAGACUUAGUCUCUUCUUGAUUGUAAUAAAAGAAUAACUUUUUAUAUACACUAGUUGUGCGAUGUGUCUAUGAUUGUGAUUGCUGUGAUCAGGAUGUUGUGUAUGUUCCUAUCUUGUGGGUGCCUUGAAAUGUCAGAAUGCUAGUUCUAUGAAUACUAGAGAAGCUGCAUAAUGAUGUAGAAUGGCGUCUGAGACUCCAUAAAAGAUAUAUGAAGUCACUGAAUGUUGUGCUGGACUGUAGCAUUAUGUUUAAGAUUCAUGUUGAGAUGUUGUAUGAUAGUUAUCACCGUGCCCGACGUAAUGACUAGUGAAGGAUUAGAGUGUAUAUACAUACCCCCAUCCUAAUCCCAGAAAUAGAAGUGACCAUAGGCGGAUCCAUCCCCCCCCC
Messenger RNA from Haliotis rufescens (red abalone), 14626 nucleotides. RefSeq names its product low-density lipoprotein receptor-related protein 2-like. The transcript has 81 exons. Bases 344 to 13654 code for a protein of 4436 amino acids. The record is from RefSeq and is a predicted model, not a curated record. Lineage: Eukaryota; Metazoa; Mollusca; Gastropoda; Lepetellida; Haliotidae. Gene Ontology annotation, molecular function: protein binding; calcium ion binding.